This is a messenger RNA of Verruconis gallopava, 7708 nucleotides long. RefSeq lists its product as uncharacterized. The record is from RefSeq and is a predicted model, not a curated record. The transcript has a single exon. Lineage: Eukaryota; Fungi; Ascomycota; Dothideomycetes; Venturiales; Sympoventuriaceae. The coding region runs from base 284 to 7177 and encodes 2297 amino acids. Gene Ontology annotation, cellular component: cytoskeleton.
CAAAGAUCCAGGUAUCCUCUGUCCUCACCUACCGCUCUCCACCCCCUCUUCCUCUCCCAACCACUCCUACUAUGCUCGCGAUCGACGGCUUUUGAGCUCACUCUCAUUCGCUCCUUGUUACAUUCCUUUUGUCCAGUCUUUUGCACGCUGCCACGUUCGACGCUUCGUUCGCACCGUGCCUUUCCAGCUGUAUUCAUCUAUCGCGACCAUAUAAUCACGCGUCCGGCUCAAGCUCUACAAGUUUGCUGCGCAGAAGAUGGUCCUAGCCAUCGAUUGUUAAUGAAUGAGCAACGGUAAAGAGGUCGAAAGGCUGUCGAACGAUCAGCCCUCGUCGCCGCACGUCAUCGCGCUGCCCGAGGGAGCGGGAAGUUCACCGACAGCGCUUUCGCCAACGGCAACGCUUGGCCAUUCGAGCCCAGAGCUACCAACACUUCCGCCACUGCCAGAGCUUCCUCCGCUUGGUCGUUAUCCUGCAGAAGCUGCGUCUACCGCCAGCGCGUCGGACACCAGCUACUUCACCGCGAGCUGGGGUUCACCUUACCAACAUCCUCCGCCCCGUUCCAUAGCGUCCAAUCUCGAUUCUGUACGCGAACGGUCUCCUUCUGCGAGCAGCGAGGUCGACGAGGACUCACCGAACCCCAAGUUUGGGCUUUCCCAUCUUGUCCCGUCACGGUUACCACCCGUCAAUCGCCUUGCACCUACACGACCGAGCACUCCUUCGCCUGGGAGUCCGCCGCAAUCCCCCACUAGAUUCCCGUAUCUCGCAAGUUCUGCGAAAUCGCUUAGGCAGUUCUUUACCACUCCUUCGAGACCCGCCGAGGGACACGAACGCAAGGGCUCGAACUCGGGCUGGAAUUUGCGUAGUGGUUGGUGGGGCCAGACAGAGAGCAACAAGGAACUAGAGCUAGUGUCUUCUCCUCCCGCCUUGGCUGUAGAUUCUGAGCGAAAUAUCGACCCAUUUCAGCUUGACGGUACUGCAGACACACUUGCUCGAACGGAUAGGCUCCGAGUUAAAGGUCACAAGUCAAGGGAUAGUAACUUGACGUUGACGCAAGACGAUUUCCUUCCCAAAUUCUCUGUGCACGAAAGGUCAAAGUUCAAUAUACAAGAAGCUAUUGACAGGUCGAGGAUGUACGCUUCUCGCUACGCGGUCGCUGAACCACAAGCGACUGCUCCGCCGCCUCCGCCCAAAGACACGCCAAAGAAGAACGAUAACGCUAAGUCGGAAGGGAUGGAGGAAGCCAAGCCCGAUGCGUCUGUUCUCCCUGCAACAGAACCGGCGGCCCCGUCGACAGGAGAUCGCAUCUCUCCCUCAGCGCCACUCCAACGAACCGAAUCGUCUUCAAGUGGAAGGGUUAAGAAAACCGUCAAGUAUAGAGGGAAGAAUGUGCAUAUCAAUAUUCCCACACGCAAUGUUGGUGUUAUUCCUUGGACCAAGGAACAAGUCGAUGCCAGGCUGCAGGAAUUCGAAAAGGCUGGCUAUGAUACCCGAGGUUUCGACAAAUGGAAUGACGUGGAUUCCACCGUGAGCCUAUCUAGGUAUCAAAAUCGCGAGAUCCAUCCAGAUCCCGCAGAGGAUGUUGACGCGAGACGUAAGAAGAUAUUUAAGGUUCACGUUCCCAACAUCGCUCUUUGGGACGAAUAUGUUGCCUUCCUACGGGAGGAGAAGCUACGAAUGCUUGGUGUUAGUCUCGGAGGCUCGGAAACUCUUGAAUCCCCACUCUCAAGGCAGGCUUCCACGUCACAGUUCUCCCAAGGUUUGCCAUUUUCCCCGCCCAUUCCGACUUCGUCUGCUGGGAGCCAACGCCAUGGUCAUCGCGCAAGCGUCUUCCAAUUCCCCGUAUCUUCUCAGGGACAUGGCCCAACUCGAUCAAUUGCGUCUCCUCUAGGUGCAUUUGGCCAUAUGCAUCGCCAAUCGAUGUUUUCUCCACCUACUCUUUCAUCUCAGUCUAUGACUCCGCCAGGCUUGCAGAACUUGUCACCACAGCUCAUACAAGCCUUGACAACUGGCUCACCAGGACCGGAGAUGCACGGCAGACGCGGGUCUGUUUCGCCUCUUUUGUCCCAGCAAACCGGCCAGGCGUUCCCAUUCGGACAACGCAAUGAGCUUUUGGCUCAGAUGCAACGUCAGAAGGAGCAACAACUUGCGAUGCAUUUGCAACAGCAAGCAGCUAUGCAGCAGAUGCUUAACAACACCUCUUCUGCACGGCCAGCUUCAACUCUUCAGGAGGUUCCCGAAGUAGACGAUGAAGACGAGUUCGGGAGACCGCAACUUCGAAGCAGACAAGGCGAAGCACCAGAAAUUGUAAAUCCGAAGCCAAGCCACCGCCAUAACAUAAGUGUCAAGCUUGAAGAAGGUAUCAACAACUCAGACUACCAUCUGGAGAAAUCAAUAGACCGAGAAAUGGACGAUGGGUUAGAGACAAAGGAUUCAGCACAGUCAAAGUCGAAGCAGCUUCCGCCGCGCACGACGUCACUUCGCGGGAACAACGGGGUUGUAAAGGCGAAUGGGGGAGUCCUUACACCUUCCUCGGAUGCAAAACAGAACCUCCCUGCACCGACAAUACCUGAAGAGACACAGGACAAAGAGAACGACGCACCACCGUUUGAAAAAGCAGGUGGCGCGGAGGCAGCUAAUCCUUGGGCUAACGAUCCAACCUUUUUCAGCAAACCAAAGCCAGCCUCGAGCUCGAGGCCUGCCCAUCUCUCCCACCAUUCGUCCAAGUCAUCACUCUCGGGUCUUAAUGUGGCAGCAAAAGAAUUCAGUCCAACUGGAUUCAGUUUCGGUCAGAGCGGCAACCCCAGUGCAAACUUCAAUCCUGGGAUCUUUUCGGCUUCAGCGUUCUCCUUCACGCCAGCAAAAUCAACUUCAAAGCAUGUUGGAGGGAAUACCAGAAAAUCUGUCUCACCAUCACCACAGCAAACCCUGAAGAGCUCUUUUAGCAGUCUGAGUGCAGCUGCUCCCGCGUUUAAUCCCCAAGCAGCUUCCUUCAGUCCUGGUAACUUCGGUGUGUUUGGGAAUAGUACUGCUUCCUUUACUCCAAGCAAGUCUGAAUUCAGCUUCACUUCCAAUGGACCUUCAUUCAACCCUGCCACACCCGUAUUCCAGAUAUCUCCGUCCACAGGCUUUUCGGAUGAUCCCUCAUCAGCUGAUUUCAAACAAUCGAUAUUUGGCAAAAUCAAUGUAGCCGGCGAAGGGAAGAAGGUGAAAAAAUCAAAAGCUAUACCUAUCAUUGACCCCGAAACGCUCACACCCACGCGUGACCUCGUUGUGUUGGGUGAAGAUGGACGUGUUGCUCAAAGCGACGAGCGACAGAAGAGAGCCAAGACUGUGGACUCUGACGAGGAGAAAGAGCCUCUGUUCGCUCCAAUGCCUACAACGCUCGCAAGCAACGCGACUUCGGAAGAGGUCAAUGCUGUGGUUGCCGAAGAGAUUAAGGCAAUUGAUGCUCCAACAAGUGCAAAGCCGGAUGAAUUACCGGCCGAUGGCGAAAGCGAGCUACCAAACGAAAUAUCUUUCUCAUCAAUUGUUGAGCUGCCAGAAACAGAACUGGAGAUCAAGGCUAGUCCCGCGUCUCCAGCAAGCAGUGAACAAGAAAAGACUGCAGGAGACGACCUAGUUUCAUCGACAAAAGAGACCAAGUCUGGUGACACAAGCCGUGUCUUCUCAAACUCUAGUGCGUUGUCGGCAUCUGCAGCUCCAUUUGAAUUCAAGCCCAAUUUUGAGAUUGAUGAAGGUCUAAAGAAUCGUAUGGUCAAUCAUCUCCAUGCGGUCUCAAAGGACAAGGUGAAGCAAUCUUCGAUUGAAGCCACGACUCCAAGGUCUGGGUCGUCGCUUUCCAGAACAGCUGCCGAUGAACCACCAAGUAAUCAUAGAGAGCCCUUUGAGGACACAAGAGACCGCCUGCCUUCGUCGGUACGUUACUUCGAUGACCAAGAUCAGCCAUCAUUCCAGGAGAUCGAUGCAGUUAUGCGACAGCUCAACGAGGACGGCUCGGACGGUGGCAUUGAGCGAGAGGAGCCUUCUUGGCCAAACUCUUCAAGUCCAAGAUACGAUGUUUCGCCUCUCCCAAGCUCACCGCAGCCACAUGCCUUCCAGAUGCCUCUAAGAAGCGACGCCCCAAGCCCUAGUCCUCGUCGCCCAAUGAUCACGAAGACACUCAAUGUUGACUCCGCAUCUGUUACUCAAGACCCCUUCAGUGAUGGCCGUGCUGUACCAGGCUAUGAUUCGCCAGUACGUCGCAUGAACGGCAGCGAAGACAUUCCUGUUAGUGACUGGGAUGAUGUGAUCUCUUCAGGACAAGAGGACGAGUUUAGACAGAAGGCAGAAUUUUUUGGUCCACAUGUUUCAAACGUCAUCAGGAAUACCAUGGACCAUCACUUCUCGGCUCUGGAGAAGCGUUUCAGUGCUCUGAUGGAUCAGCAAAUCGCGAACAAUAGGCCACAAUUACGCCGAACUCGAUCAAGAGUUACAGUUGAUAGCGAUGCUGAUGAUGAAGACGAAGAAGUGGAGACAGAUGCAUAUUCUCGAGGCUUUUCGCCGAAGCGUGAUCGGCGCAUGGAGAAGUAUAGAAGUAUGUUACAGGAAGUUCUCUCAUCGCAACGUCCUCGCACACCGCAAGGCCUUUAUCACUUCGAAGACCUCCAGAAAACGAUAUCAGAGAUUCAAGAAUUCAUUAGACAGAGACCCGAGCCUUCUGCAGUGACAGUUCCAGGCAUUGAAGACAUAAAGGCAAUUGUCGAGGAGACCGUAGCUCAUCAGAACGAAGCUCUGAUCAAACGGCGAGAGGAAGCCAUCAAAACCGAAGAUGAGGAGCGGUUUCAUGAGUUUUCCGAAAAGCUCAAGGAAGCUGCGACAAGAAUCGCCGCUGAAAUUGAAGCUCGCAGCGAGGCCGAACGUAGGGAAGCAGAGACUAAUCGUUUGCUUAAACUUACCGAAGAAGAAUUGGCUCUAGUCAAGGAAGCUGCUCAAGAAGAGACUGCUAAGCUCCGUGCACUUGAGGAGGCCACAGAGAAGGCUCGUACUGCAGACAACGACAAAGCAGGUGCGCAUGCAGACCUCUCCAAGAAGCUCAUGGAUCUUGCUUUGGAGAACGAUAAUCUCAAGGAAACAUUGGAUGAAUAUCGGCUAUCGAGCGAGAAAUGGCGACGUGAUCUUGAACAAGCCCAAGCAGAGAGAGAGAAGAUUCACGCUGCAUUUGGUGCACUUAAGAUUCAGUCCGAAGAAGCACUCCGCAUUCGCGACACGAUGCGCAUCCGCAUUGAGAAGUUGCAAGACGAUAUGAACAAUGCUGUUGGACAGGUCGCUGCAGAGCGAGCGAAGUGGGCCAGAUCAGAUGCUGAGCACCGCACGCGCUAUGAGAUUCUUGCUGCUCGCGCUGAAGCUGAGGCACGUACAAGGGAACGCUUUGAGCGCGAGCUUGAGCGCUUGGAGACUCAAGAGCGGGAAUCUUACAAAUUGAAGGCAGCUCUGGAGCACGAGCAAAAAGAGAACGUCAAGCUUGAUAAGGAAUGCGAGCGCUUGGCAAGUUCACUUCAGGAGCUCCAUUCUGUUAAGCUUGAGCUGGUUCAAACUCAAAAAGAGAACAGUCGUCUUGAGGACCUUGUUGAACAACUCAAGGCCGAAAGCUUGGAGCAUCAAAAGACUGCUGAUCAAUAUGCUCGAGAAUUUAGAGAGGCUCGGGAAGCUGCUCGACUCGAAGUUGAUCGAACGCGUAGUCUUAUGCAGAUUGACAUUGAGAAUGCUAACCACCAAGUCAAUAUCAUUCGUUCCGAGCUUGAAGCUGAAAAUUCUCGCUUGCGAGUGGAUCUUGAUAACGCAAGAUUAGAGGCAGACACACUUCGUGCUAAGCAUGAACUUGACCUUGAGCAAGCUGAAGAUGCCAAGCGCGAUGCGCUCAAGCAACUUCAGGAUGCAAAGGAUGCUGUAUUCGAAGAACUUCGAAGCACCUAUGAAGAGCGUCUAGAAGAGCUUCGCAAGCAACAUCGCAGAGAUCUCGACCACACUAUCGAGAACAAGAAUCAAUCCGAGGCCUUUCUCAAAGAUACCCACUCUCAAGUGUUACAAGAUUUGCAAGACCAUCACGAGCGUGCCAUGGAACAAGUUAUAAAUGAGAAGGAUUUCACAGUGUCACAACUGAAUGAUCGUCUUAACUUGGCAAAUUCGAAAAUCGAGCAUCUUCAAGACAAGAUUGUUCAUUUAGAGGAGAAGCUUGAGAUGGCCAAGACGGCUGCUCAUGCCGCUGCUCAGGCUGCGCAGUCGGCGAUAUCGCCCGUCGCUGCUCAAACAUCAGCGGUGGCUUCCGCUCCUGCACAAUCCCGCUUACCCGAAAAGAUCUCACCGCAAGCGCUACGGGAGUCCAUCGCUGUCUUACAGGAACAAUUACAAGAGCGUGAAAAUCGCAUUGAGAACCUCGAGCAAGAACUCUCGGAGGUGGACAAGGAGGCUCCAGCCAAGCUCAAAGCAAAGGACACCGAAAUUGGGUGGUUGCGUGAACUUAUCGGUGUACGGGUUGAUGACCUAACCGACCUGAUCAAUGUCUUAGGCCGUCCAGACUUCGACCGUGAGGCCGUUCGUAACGCUGCCAUACGCAUUAGAGCAAGCAUUCAAAUGGAACAGGAUGCCAAAGAGCGCCAGAUCAAUGGUACGACAAGCUUCCCAACUCUUGCAAGCAUACAGAGCUUUGCUUCACCAAAAGCUGCCCAACUCGCAGCUGCAAUCGGCAAUUGGCGGCGAGGUGGUGGUGGCAUAGCUCCAAGUGGAUUGGCACAAUCCAUUUCCAGUUCGAGUAGUAGCCGGACAGAGACGCCAUCCAAGCCUGCGAGUACAGCACAAAGUUUCCUCAACGGGCUCAUGACACCACCAGCAUCGAACUUGAGAAAGACUCCUUCACCAGAUCCAGGCCUUGGUUCGUCUCGACCACGGCCGCUUAACACACACACCAGCGAGCCACGACCGCUUGGUUCAAAGGGUUUCGAGAAGCGACGCAUGAGCCGUGAGUCUGAAAUUUCAGCCGGCCCAUCAACGCCACCUUUUCUAAAAGCUGGGGAUUACGACGAAGAUGCGGAGGAGAGCACAACUGGUUAUUAUGAUGACGAAGAGAGUACGGUCGAAGGUACCCCGAAAGCAGAACGCAUGCGAUCUCUGGAACCUUUCGGCCUUGAGAUUGAGCGAUGAAAAAAAGAUUGAGACGGUUGCUAAAUCGAGCAGCCACAUUUUCCUAUGUUUACUUCAUUUUCUUUUACACAUCACUAGGUUUGGUCAUGCGACGCGCUAGAGCGAUUUGACGACUGCUCUUUCAUCGUACUUUUCUGAGCGCCAUUACAGACUGCAUGAUACCACAACACCCCAGCGCUUCUUUCAAGUUCUGUUUAGCUAGACAAUGGUCUUGUCGUGCGUUCAGUCUUGCUGUAUACCAACAAAUUGGAAAUGUCCCACUUCAUUUUUCCUGUUGACAAUGCUUACACACUCGUUGUAUGCGACUUGCCUUGUUUGUCGAUCGUUUGAUACCAUUUGCAUUGAUGGAGACGGAUCCUGGCGCUUGAAAGAUGGAUGUUGGAGGACUCUUGUAUCUAAUCACCGCGAGAUGAGUCUUAUUUGGCUCCGCGCUACUAAUAAUUCACCCUAUCAUUACUCAAACAAACCAUUCCGUAAAUAGUAAGUAAUUGGAUUCGUUCAAAUCAACUCUCUGAUGGGUUGAGAAGUGCC